AUGAAUAGAGGGCAUAGAGGCAGAGGAUUUGGACGAGGGAGAUUUCAAAGCUGGAGAAGAGGAAGAGGUGGUGGGAGUAUCGCAGAAAAAGAGAGAAAAAGAGAACACCAGACUGACCCGAACAAAACCGCAAGCAAACUAAGUUCUGAACAAACACAGUCUUUGCUACGACAGUCAACAUUGGAUCAGUUCAUACCGUAUAAAGGCUGGAAACUUUAUUUCUCUGAAGUUUACAGUGAUAGCUCUCCUUUCAUUGAGAAGAUUCAAGCAUUUGAAAAAUUUUACACCAGGCACAUUGACUUAUAUGAUAAGGAUGAAAUAGAAAGAAAGGGAAGUAUUUUGGUGGAUUUUAAGGAACUGACACAGGAUGAUGAAUUAACUACAUUGAUACCAAAUAUAGCAAUUGAAUUAAGGGACACACCUGAGAGCACCUUGGCUUGCAUGGGUCUGGCAAUACAUCAGGUAUUAACUAAGGACCUUGAGAGGCAUGCAGCUGAAUUACAAGUCCAAGAAGGAUUAUCUAGAGAUGGGGAAACAAUAGUAAAUGUACCACGGAUUCAUGCAAGGGUCUACAACUAUGAGCCAUUGACACAGCUCAAAAAUGUCCGAGCAAAUUCCUAUGGGAAAUACAUUGCUCUGAAAGGGACAGUGGUUCGCGUCAGUAACAUAAAACCUCUUUGUACCAAGAUGGCCUUUCUUUGUGCGGCCUGUGGAGAAGUUCAGAGUUUUUCUCUUCAGGAUGGAAAAUAUAAUCUUCCCACAAAGUGUCCUGUGUCUGUGUGCCGAGGGAAGUCCUUCACUGCUCUUCGAAACUCUCCCCUCACUGUGACAAUGGACUGGCAGUUGAUCAAAAUUCAAGAGCUGAUAUCUGAUGAUCAGCGAGAAGCUGGCCGCAUCCCACGAACAAUUGAAUGUGAGCUUGUUCAUGAUCUUGUGGACAGCUGUGUGCCAGGAGACACAGUAACUAUUACAGGAGUUGUGAAAGUCUCAAACACCGAAGAAGGUUCUCGAAAUAAGAACGAUAAAUGCAUGUUCCUGUUGUAUGUUGAGGCAAAUUCUGUUAGCAAUUGCAAAGGACAGAAAACAAAGGCUUCUGAAGAUAGCUGUAAGCAUGGCGCCUUGAUGGAGUUCUCACUAAAAGACCUUUAUGCCAUCCAGGAGAUUCAAGCUGAAGAAAACUUGUUUAAACUCAUUGUCAACUCACUUUGCCCUGUCAUUUUUGGUCAUGAACUUGUUAAAGCAGGUUUGACGUUAGCACUCUUUGGAGGAAGCCAGAAAUACGUUGAUGACAAAAACAGAAUUCCAAUUCGAGGAGACCCACAUGUGCUUGUUGUUGGAGACCCAGGCUUGGGAAAGAGCCAGAUGCUGCAGGCAGUGUGCAAUGUUGCUCCCCGCGGUGUGUAUGUUUGUGGUAAUACCACAACUGCCUCAGGUUUGACUGUGACUCUUUCAAAAGAUACUUCCUCCGGAGAUUUUUCUUUGGAAGCUGGUGCCCUGGUACUUGGUGAUCAAGGUAUUUGUGGAAUAGAUGAAUUUGAUAAGAUGGGAAAUCAGCACCAAGCCUUGUUAGAAGCUAUGGAACAGCAGAGUAUUAGUCUUGCUAAAGCUGGUAUGGUUUGUAGCCUCCCUGCAAGAACUUCCAUCAUUGCUGCUGCAAAUCCUGUUGGAGGACACUACAAUAAGGCCAAAACUGUUUCUGAGAAUCUAAAAAUGGGGAGUGCCCUGCUGUCCAGAUUUGAUUUGGUCUUUAUCCUGUUAGAUACUCCAAAUGAGGAUCAUGAUCAUUUACUCUCUGAACAUGUGAUAGCAAUGAGAGCUGGAAAGCAGAAAACAGCUAGCAGUGCCACCAUGACUCGUAUGAGUAGCCAAGGUUCAAAUACUUCCAUACUUGAAGUGUUUUCUGACAAACCAUUAUCUGAAAAACUGAAGGUCGUUCCUGGAGAAGCAAUAGAUCCAAUUCCCCACCAACUAUUGAGAAAAUAUAUUGGUUAUGCUCGGCAGUAUGUCUAUCCAAGGAUAUCUAUGGAAGCUGCUAAAAUUCUUCAAGAAUUUUACCUUGAGCUUCGGAAACAGAGCCAGCGGUUAAAUAGUUCACCAAUCACCACCAGACAACUGGAAUCUCUGAUCCGUUUAACAGAGGCACGAGCAAGGUUGGAAUUGAGAGAGGAAGCAACCAAAGAGGAUGCUGAGGAUAUAGUUGAAAUUAUGAAAUAUAGCAUGCUAGGAACUUACUCGGAUGAAUUUGGGAACCUAGAUUUUGAGCGAUCCCAACAUGGUUCUGGAAUGAGCAACAGGUCAACAGCAAAAAGAUUUAUCUCUGCUCUCAACUCAGUCGCUGAAAGAACUUAUAAUAACUUAUUUCAGUUUCACCAACUUCGGCAGAUUGCCAGAGACUUAAAUAUCCAGGUAGUUGAUUUUGAAAAUUUCAUUGGAUCAUUGAAUGACCAGGGUUACCUCUUGAAGAAAGGUCCGAAGGUUUACCAGCUUCAAACUAUGUAAAAGAAGUGCUACACUAAAGUAAGGCCUGUUAUAUGUCAGUCAUUUGUUUAUUUUUCUAAGCAAAAAAUAAAAUGAUUAUAAAAAUAA
This is a messenger RNA of Suncus etruscus (white-toothed pygmy shrew), 2586 nucleotides long. RefSeq names its product minichromosome maintenance 8 homologous recombination repair factor (gene MCM8). Gene Ontology annotation, cellular component: MCM complex; nucleus. The transcript is spliced from 18 exons. The record is from RefSeq and is a predicted model, not a curated record. Gene Ontology annotation, biological process: double-strand break repair via homologous recombination. Gene Ontology annotation, molecular function: ATP binding; ATP hydrolysis activity; single-stranded DNA helicase activity. Bases 1 to 2499 code for a protein of 832 amino acids. Lineage: Eukaryota; Metazoa; Chordata; Mammalia; Eulipotyphla; Soricidae.